GAUUAGUCUAUACCCAAUAAAAACUAGGGUUACGAAGAAAAGCUAUGGAUUCUUAAAUAUCUUUCUCUUCUCUAUGGGAUCUCUUUCUGUACGUUAUCAUUUCUCAAUUAUCUUCUGCAAUUUCAAUUUGAUCCAAGUAUAAGAUUCAAUUAAUCAAUGGAGACUCAAUGGAUUACUGAAUUUCCUCAUACAAAUAUGGAUAAAAGACCUAGAAAAAGACCGAGAUUAGCUUGGGAUAUUCCUCCUCCUGUACCUCCUCCGAAGGCACUGCCUGCAAUAUACUGCGGACAAGAGUUUAUGAGCGGGGUUGGCUCCAGAAAUACUGGUGCUCCUCUGUAUUACAAAUCACAGAUUCGGAAUGGAUCUCCACCUUGGAGGAAUGAUGAUAAAGAUGGACACUAUGUAUUUGUUAUCGGAGAGAAUUUAACUCUUCGCUAUAAAAUUCUCAGUAAAAUGGGUGAAGGGACAUUUGGACAAGUAUUAGAAUGUUGGGACAAUGAAAAGAGAGAAGCUGUUGCUAUUAAAGUUGUACGUUCAAUUCAAAAGUAUCGUGAGGCUGCCAUGAUUGAGAUUGACGUUCUUCAAAAGCUUGCAAGACAUGAUGUCGGUGGCGCUCGUUGUGUGCAAAUACGGAAUUGGUUUGACUAUCGUAAUCAUAUUUGUAUCGUAUUUGAGAAGCUUGGACCGAGCUUGUAUGAUUUUCUUCGCAAAAAUAGCUACCGUUCUUUUCCCAUCGAUCUUGUUCGGGAGCUUGGCAGACAGCUUUUGGAGUCUGUAGCAUUUAUGCAUGAUCUAAGACUCAUUCAUACCGAUUUGAAGCCAGAAAACAUUCUGUUUGUUUCUCCAGAGUACAUCAGGGUGCCCGAUUACAAGUAUAUGCCCCGGACCACUAAAGAUGCUUGCUACUUCAGAAAUUUACCACUAUCUAGUUCUAUCAAGCUCAUUGAUUUCGGAAGUACAACAUUUGAACAUCAAGACCACACAUAUGUGGUAUCUACGCGCCAUUACCGGGCCCCAGAGGUCAUAUUAGGGCUUGGAUGGAACUACCCCUGUGAUUUAUGGAGUGUAGGUUGCAUACUUGUUGAGCUUUGCUCGGGAGAGGCUCUUUUUCAGACCCAUGAAAACCUGGAACAUCUAGCCAUGAUGGAGAGGGUGUUAGGUCCACUACCCCCGCACAUGAUGGUUAGAGCUGAUCGACGAGCUGAGAAGUACUUCAGAAGGGGUGCACGCUGUCGAUUGGACUGGCCUGAAGGUGCAAAUUCAAGGGAAAGCAUGAGGGCAGUUUGGAAAUUGCCUCGCCUCCAAAAUCUGGUGAUGCAGCACGUAGAUCAUUCUGCAGGGGAUCUAAUAGAUCUAUUGCAAGGGCUUCUGCGGUACGAUCCAUCUGUCCGACUAACAGCAAGGGAAGCUUUAAGACAUCCCUUCUUCACAAGAGACCUUAGAAGGGGUGGCCGUUUCUUUUAAUCUGGAUCAGAGUUGGAACGUGCUACCUGCUAGGCUCUGCGUCACCAACCAACCCGCAUGCCUCCACAUUUUUUGAGUAUGUAUGCUGGACUUUUUUUUUGUGUGUGUACAAUGUUUAACUAUCUAUUUUUCUACAGAGGAUGUUUUUGACUUGGCAGCGGUGAAGCCUAGCGUUUUCACUUGUAGGUUCAAUUAUGGUAGCAACAAAAGGUAAAUUUGUUGGAGGCAGCGCAUAAUUGAUACUACAUGUUUAUCUAUUUUUUUCCCUCAGAUAGAUGCUCCAACUUCGGUAGUAUAUAGUGAAGUGAUGUAUUGUUUCUUUUCCUUGCCCCAAAGCAAUUUCUUUA
Molecule: messenger RNA, 1811 nt
Organism: Papaver somniferum (opium poppy)
Lineage: Eukaryota; Viridiplantae; Streptophyta; Magnoliopsida; Ranunculales; Papaveraceae
Product: serine/threonine-protein kinase AFC1-like
Exons: 13
Coding region: 157-1464 (435 amino acids)
Biological process (GO): protein phosphorylation
Cellular component (GO): nucleus
Molecular function (GO): ATP binding; protein kinase activity
Source: RefSeq, a predicted model, not a curated record